CUCACUGACACCAGGGUAAAUUUUGGGAUAGGAUUUAGGAGAGUUCUCAUUUGUCAAAAAGGAUUAUCAAAGAAGUCUUCGAAUUGGAUUCUUGGGAGUGUUUCACAAUGGGUCGCAGUGGAGUUGGAGCUAAACUUCACUGGACAGUUUGUUUUACUUGGUGAGACGCCAGCGAUGGAGCGAGGACAGCGGCGAGGCGCCGGGACACUCUACGCACCAUACGGACAUUAUUACCGGGAAGUUAGCUCCUCCGUCAGGAUGUGUGUGUGAGGGCUGACAGACUGGGUCCAGCCAUGGAAUCAGAGCAGAACUGCAGCUCUUACUGUGACUCCAGACUCUGCCUCAUCCACCCUGGAGUCAAUACACAAAAGGGCCUGGAGGUACUGCAGAGACUAUGUACCCUCAGCACGAUGGAAGGGGAGCCGCAGAGGCGGUCUCUCUCCCCAGUGCUCUGUGCAGUUGUCUGGACCAUGCUCUCCUGUGGCAUUUUGCUGGCUUUCUGCUUCCUGCUCUUCACCCUGCGCUUCAAGAACAACAGGAUAGUGAAGAUGUCCAGUCCUAACCUUAAUGUGUUGACUCUGUGUGGAAGUAUCCUCACCUAUAGCAGUGGCUUCCUAUUUGCUUUUGAGGAACGCACCCACCUACAAGGGGGAGGAGCCAGAGCAAUACUCCAGGCCAGGAUCUGGACAUUGUGUAUUGGCAGCACUCUGGUAUUUGUGCCCAUCCUGGGGAAAACAUGGCGGCUCUACAGGGUAUUCACCCAACGUGUUCCUGACAAGAGAGUGAUCAUCAGAGACAUCCAGUUGAUGGGCUUGGUAUCUCUAUUGAUUCUGCUGGACCUGCUGGUUUUGACAGCCUGGAGUCUAACCGACCCGGUCAAAUGUGCUCGGUCCAUUGGGGCUGUGGUCAAAGUGGUGGAGAGGGACAUGUCCUACUCUCUGUCUCAGCUGUACUCCUGCUCCUCUCUCUACUCAGACCUGUGGCAUAUCCUCCUCGCCAUGAUGAAGGGUGGCCUGCUCCUAUAUGGGACCUACCUGGCUGGUCUCACCAGCAACGUCAGCCUCCCUCCGGUCAACCAGUCCCCCACCAUCAUGACCGCGGUCAGCCUGGUCACCCUGUCCACGGCAGUGGGGGUCCCGGUGUCGCGGUUCCUGCAGGCCUGGCCCAAUGUGGUCUACAGUAUGGUGGCUGGGGCCAUCUUCAUCUGUACCCUCGCCACCAACUGUAUGCUGUUUGUACCUCAGUUGACCCAGUGGCGUCGGUUUGAGGAGGAGCACAACAACCCUAGUCAGAUGGAGAAGUACUUUAGUAGCCCCAGUAAGAGUGUCCAGUCUGUCUACAGCCAGGAUGAGAUCUACUACCUCCUGGGGGAGAACGACUCCAUGAAGAGGCUCCUCAAUGAGAAGAAUUCUGUGAUUGACAGUCUGCAGGAGCAGGUGAACAAUGCCAAAGACAAGCUACUGUGCCUCAUGUCCAGUAGCCACCCCCACGAGGACCAGGAAAUUGACUCUUCCACCACCAACCUCCACUCCUCAUUCAACCAGACCAUAGUUGUGCAGUCCGACUGCCUUCCAACUCCCCUGCCACACAGGGACAUAGCAGAACCUCCCCUCUCUUCUCCUACCUUUUCUGUACCUCCUAUGUCUGCUCCUCUCACUACUUCUGCUGUCUAUACACCUUCUUCUGAUUCUCCCUCUACUCCUCCACCUGCCCUCUAUCCUCCCCCAGGGGAUGGUGUGAAUGUUAAACAGUGGAGUGUAGAAUUUGGUCAAGACAUCCAGGGUGCAGGGAUGGAGACUGAAACAGGGUGGUGUAAGGUUGAGGGGACUGGGUCCCAGCAGCAGUGUGGAGGGGUGAGGUCUAACCUCCCAGUCUCCCCUAAGCCCUCUGUCUUCUCCAGGACAGGAGUCAGGACACCAGGGAAGAGGGCAGGGACAAAAACCACACCCUCCUGUCAGUCAAACUAUGUCACUACUUAUUCCCAUCUCUUUCCGGUGGGAAAGUCAGAACCCUCAGGUUGCCAUGGCCAUCCCGUGUUGCCAAGGGUUACAAGCGUCAGGCCGGCAGGGUUUGUGAGCAGUGAGCAUCUGCAGGAGAUCCUCCAGGAACUGAGUGUGGUCCCUGUCAUGGAAACGGCCCUCCGCCCACCCAAUCACAGCAGGGGGAUCAGGAGACCCACUCUGCCCUCCUCGACCGACCCCUCAGUCCGCUCUCCUCUCUCCCUCCAUGCCCCUCGCACCCAUCAUCCCCCUCUCUUCUUCCGCUACCCCAGUAUCUCCCCCUACGUGAUGAGGAAACGCAGACCUCCAUUCCAUCAACCCAGAGGGGGGCCUCCGCCCUGUUACUACCCAGGGUCAGAGACUCCUCGCUGGGGAAGGAGGAGGGAUGCUGGAUCCUUACAACUAGAUAAGCACCCCUCAAGAACACAACCCCAGCUCGAGCCUGUUGGCACAGAGACCAGUCCCCUCCGCCCUGAAGACAGUGAUUCAGAAGAAUGGGAAGAGGCAGGGCAUAGAGUAACAAAUAGGUGUGGGAGGCAUGGCUCGAGGAGGGAGCACCGGCUACCACCCCCUCGAAAAUGCUCCAUCACCCCCUUCUCAGGACACACCAACCCAGGCCCUUCAAACGGGGAGGGGGGCGGUGAGGGAGGGUUAGACCGAGACCGUGGCAGGGACUCUUAUGGUUACUGGGACUCAGACUCCAGCAGCUCGGCUGACUACUGCUACUACCACCGACCCUACUGCGAUGCCUGCCUGCCACACGGCUACCACCCCUCCAGCGACAGCUCCUCCUCAUACUCCUCGGACAGUGAGUACGGUGGCGUCGCUGGCCUCUGCCGCUCCACACACCCUGUGGUCAACUUCAAGGAAGACCUCAAUCCCACCUUCGUAUGAGCCUGUUUGGAGCCUCAUUUGAAUGGGUGCUGCGGAAGAAUCAUUCAAGUCAAAUUGUGUUGUAAUUUACUUUCAAUGGCCAGUUCACGGCAGAACAAUUGAGUUUACGCACUGUUGUAAUGCUAUUGAGAAGUAGUAAAUUGAGUGUGACUGAUGUAAAUGCUUUCCUUGUAGGCCUACCCAUCCAACAUGGCUAUUGAGAAGGCACAACAUCUGACUUUGCAUUCAUGGUAAUGUUCUUCCUUAUCUACAUGAGGAGUAUCCUUGCAACACAUUACCUCACAACAAUCACCUUAGAAACUCUUUCAUUUGGUUGCAAGUGUUUUAGAAAUGGGACCAAGUUGGGGUGUGUUGUUCAAUGGAUUGAGAUUGCUGUAUGAUGUCUGGGAUCUGCUUUUAAUUGAUUGACUUUGUCUUUCAUUUAUUGCUCUAACUGCCAAUGUCUCUAGGUUAUGUUAUAGAAAAUGUAUAUUUGUAGCUAAAUAUGAUACAGUAUUUGCAGUAGAUCAUAUAGAUUGUUAGAUGUUACAAAAAAUGACUUUUAUUUAUCUGUUACCACAUACAGUGAACUCCAAAAGUAUUGGGACAGAGACACAUGUUUAGUUCUUUUGGAUAUGUACUCCAGCACUUUUAAAUUGAAAUUAUAUAAUGACUAGGAUGUUAAAGUGGAGAAUGUCAGUUUUAAUUUCAGGGGACUUUCAUCCAUAUUGAGUAAACCAUUUAGAAAUUACAGCAAUUUUUGUCCAUUGGUCCCCUAAAAUAUGGGGACUAAGUUAUAGAGACAUUCCAGGUGAAGCUGGUUGAGAGAAUGCCAAGAGUUUGCAACCCUGUUAUCAAGGCAAAGGGUGGCUGCUUUGAAGAAUCUCAAAUAUAAAAUAUAUUUUGAUUUGUUUAACACUCUUUUUGGUUACUACAUGAUUCCAUAUGUGUUAUGUCAUAGAUUUUAUAUAUUCACUAUUAUUCUACAAUGUAGAAAAUAGUAAAAAUAAAGAAAUACCCUUGAAUUAGUAGGUGUGUUCAAACUUUUGACUGGUACUGUAUGUAUUAAAGUAGUCCAAUGAUUACAGCAAGCUUGUGACUCUACAAACUUUUGCUUUUUGUUUUUCUUGUGUUUCAGAUUAUUUUGUGCCCAAUAGAAAUGAAUGGUAAAUAAUGUAUUGUGUCAUUUUGGAGUCACUUGUAAGUAUGAGUAGAAUGCUUCUAAACACUUCUACAUUCAUGUGGAUGCGACCAUGAUUGUGGAUAGUCCGGAAUAAAUCAUGAAUAAUGAUGAGUGAGAAAGUUACAGACACACACAUAUCAUACCCCCAAGACAUUCUAACCUCUCACCAUUACAAUGACAUGGUAGGGUAGCAUUUUUUGUGGGGUAUGAUAUUCAUGCAACUGUAACAUUCUCAUUCAUCAUUCUUCACGACACAUAAUCUGAAACACAACCAAAAUAAACAGCAAAUGCAUCCACCAAGUUUGUAGAGUCACAACCUUGAUGUAAUCAUUGCAUGCUAGGAAUGUGGGACCAACACUAAACUUUUGAGUACUUUAAUACACAUAAGUGAAUUUGUCCCAGUACAUUUGGUGUCCUUAAAUGGGGGGGACUUUGUACAAAAAGUGCUGUAAUUUCCCAACGGUUCACCCAAUAUGGAUGAAAAUCACUCAUUGUAUAAUUUCAAAUCCAAAGUGCUGGAGUACAGAGCCAAAACAACAACAAAAAUUGUCACGGCCCCAAUACUUUUGGAGCUCAUUGUACAUACCACAGGUGGCCUGUGUCACAUUAAUUGGGGAGUGGUGGACCAUAGUAAUGGCUGGAACAGAAUUCAUGGAAUGGUAUCGAACACAUUAAACACAUGGUUUCCAUGUGUUUGAUACCAGUCCAUUAACUCCAUUCCAGACAUUAUUAUGAGCCAUUCUCCCCUCAGAAGCCUCAUGUCAAUACAUAUGGUAAAUAACAUGUAGGCCCAUUUAACCAUUUUGACUGAGUUGCAAUGACUUUUACGCUUUUGUUUACCUUUUCAAACAUCAAAAUCCCUCAAUGAAGUGCUGUAUGUUGGUAUUUUUAUUGAUUUGACUGUUUGUGUACAUGCGUGCAAGUGCACAAUGUACUGAAUGUAUUGCAUUUUAAUUGGAGGCUCUGCCUCCAAUAACAAUCAAUUGUAAUUCUCCGUGAGCUGAUUGAUUAUCUAUACAGCCUAUUGGCCUGUCCCCUUCACCCAGUAUGCCUGAGGUUUGCUUCUCUUUCCCACAACCGGCUGCCAAUGCUUCUCAUAAGAGGAUGCAACUUCAUUCAUGUUCAGAAUGAAUGAGUUUAUGUAAAUUGGUUAUUUUGCUGGUGUUAAUGAUACAGAAACUGCACAGUAUUUAAAGCUGAUAUGAUGCUACUAUGUGUGCUGUGCCUGUGUGCUACUGUGUGUGCUGUGCCUGUGUGCUACUGUGUGUGCUGUGAUAAAUUUUCUAAACUCAAAGUCUUCUACUAAACACGGAAAAUGACGCCAUAAAACUGUUCCCUGUUGGAUUAAUUGUAACUGAACUAGUUAAUUAGACCAUUAAGAAUACAUGAAUAACAUACUUCAUGUUUCAUAAUUCCCUCAUAGCACCAAACUGAGAUAGACAAAAGAAGAGCAAGA
Molecule: messenger RNA, 5512 nt
Organism: Oncorhynchus masou masou (cherry salmon)
Lineage: Eukaryota; Metazoa; Chordata; Actinopteri; Salmoniformes; Salmonidae
Product: probable G-protein coupled receptor 156
Exons: 9
Coding region: 294-2894 (866 amino acids)
Biological process (GO): gamma-aminobutyric acid signaling pathway; G protein-coupled receptor signaling pathway
Cellular component (GO): membrane; G protein-coupled receptor heterodimeric complex
Molecular function (GO): G protein-coupled GABA receptor activity
Source: RefSeq, a predicted model, not a curated record